This is a messenger RNA of Cheilinus undulatus (humphead wrasse), 1415 nucleotides long. It is a transcript of the gene calhm3, whose product is annotated as calcium homeostasis modulator 3. The transcript has 6 exons. Gene Ontology annotation, molecular function: monoatomic cation channel activity. The record is from RefSeq and is a predicted model, not a curated record. Lineage: Eukaryota; Metazoa; Chordata; Actinopteri; Labriformes; Labridae. Bases 37 to 1206 code for a protein of 389 amino acids.
UCAGUCUGUUCUCACUGUGGAGCUCCUUCUGCUCUAAUGCUGAGACAAGAAGAUAAGAACAGUGACCUAAAGAGCGUAAAUGAAGUGGAACAAAGCUCCUGGGGUCCAGCAGCGGAGGCUCUCACUGAUCAAACACCAGGACUGCACGGGUACCAGGAGCUGUGCUGCCUUCAGGGACGGCUCGUAAAUCCAAAAGCACAGAGUCUUUCAGCUAUGGAGCGUCUGAAGUUGGUCCUGCAGUACUUCCAGUCCAACUCUGAGUUCAUCUCUAACGGUAUCUGUAUCAUCCUGGCCCUGGUCAGCGUUAAGCUGUACACCAGCUUUGACUUUAACUGUCCGUGCCUCCCUCAGUACAACAAACUGUACUCUCUGGGCGUGAUGAUCGUCCCGCCCAUCAUCCUCUUCUUCCUGGGUGUCCUGGUCAACAGACAUACAGGCGUCAUGAUGGACGAGUGGAUGAGACCUGUGGGGAACAGACACAAAAAUCCUGCCAUCGUUAAGUACCUGUUCUCAGCCAUGAUCCAGAGGGCCCUGCUGGCUCCAAUGGUGUGGAUCCUGGUCACCCUGCUGGAUGGGAAAAUCUUCGUCUGUGCCUUCAGCGUGAGCGUAGACCCUGCGCUCUUCUCAGGACUGCCCAACAACACAGGUCUGGAUGUGAUCAAAAUCAUGGCCAAAGUCCCCUGUAAAGAGGACGUUAUCUUCAAUAACAGCUCUUUCCGCAAAGCAGUUUCCCGCUACGUCCGCUUUUACUCCCAGGCGAUCGGCUGGUCCAUCCUCCUCUUCCUCAUCGUCCUGGGAUCAGUGGGGCGUCUGGUCAAACCCUGCAUCGACGACCACGGCACCUUCCUGCAGACACGCUACUGGAGCAACUACCUGGACGUGGAGCAGAAGCUCUUUGAUGAAACCUGCGUCCUGCACGCUCGGGACUUUGCCCGUAAAUGUGUUGUGCAGUUCUUUGAGGACAUGAGAGAGGACGUGGUGAUCCGACUGCCCUACCCAGCCUUCAUCACCAACACCCGAGAGGAGUGGGAGGAUGAGGAGGAGGAGAGACUUCAUGGGAUAUCCAGACAGGAGCAGAUGGACCAGCUGCUCAACAAGUGGUACUACUGUAAACCAGAACUGGACGUCACUAGGAUGGCACACAGACCCAGAGCAUGUGUCACCUGGGAGGACCGCCAUGGGAAGACUUUAUUCUCCGACAUCUGAACUCAGUGAACCCAAAUAGUCAAACAUUCAAGGAUUUGUUCAAGAAAGCCUCCUAGUCAGAGCCCUGUUAGUGAAGCAAGGAUUGUGCCAUUCCAACUGUUCUGGGAGGGUUAAAUAUCUCCUUUGUUCAUAGAUUUGCCAUUUUUCUCCAAAUAAUCAUGACUCACAGCCUAUCUGAGAACAAAGUUCAACUUUUUAAUACUAAAUGU